This is a messenger RNA of Pediculus humanus corporis (human body louse), 1500 nucleotides long. RefSeq lists its product as uncharacterized. Bases 1 to 1500 code for a protein of 499 amino acids. The record is from RefSeq and is a predicted model, not a curated record. The transcript is spliced from 8 exons. NCBI's taxonomy places the organism in Eukaryota, Metazoa, Arthropoda, Insecta, Psocodea, Pediculidae.
AUGGAAUUAAGUAAAACAGAUUUGUUAAAAUUAUUAAGUUAUCUUGAGGGCGAACUCCAAGCUCGAGAUGUCGUUAUAGCAACAUUGAAGGCCGAAAAAGUUAAAAGGCUUUUAACACCAGGAAGAAUUUGGUUAAAUUCAUUAAACGAUCCUCGAGCGGCUUUACAGAGAGAUGAAUUUGCGAGUGCCGAACCUGGAAUGGAUGAAGAACAAAUUCAAUCUCUUGCUGAAUUUCAAAUGGUGGCUUUAGAUAAUUAUGUAAUGCAGCAUAGGAAAAUGACUGCUCACAUGUUUAGAUUAAAACACGAACAUGAUACUGCUCAAGGAGAUGAUAUAACGUAUGGUUUAGAAAAAGAGAGGACAAGACUUAAACAGGAGCUAGAGUUAGAAAAAACGGGUCGUAAAAAGGCGGAAAAAGACCUAAAAAGAAUUUCAGAUUUGUUGGAGGAAGAAAAAGCAAGAACUAAGUCCAUUGUACUUUUAUUAAUAGCUGAAAGGAAAAAAGCUUUAAUUAAAUACAUAUUAGCAGAAGAAAAAAGUCGAAUCGAUGCAAUGGCUGAAGGUUUAGAAGAAGAAAGUAAAAAAAGUCUUCAAAUGGAGGCUGAAUUAGAAAAACAAUUGGCUCAGUAUAAAGACUUAGAAGCAGAAGCAGAGAGGCAUAAAGGUGAAGCAGAUAAUUUUAAAAAGCAAUUAGUCGAGGCUCAUCAUGUGGCAAUGUUCCAGGCUGGAACUGGAACUUCCGGUUUAUGCCCGAGGCCUCCUCAACCUCCUGCGAAACCAACAAUCAAUGCGCCUCAACCAGUUUCAUCACCGAGACCUACUGCUCCUACAAGCGGAUUAACUCAUAUAUCUCCUAAAGUUCCGUGGACGGGUUCAGUAGCCGUUACAGAAGGCAGCGCUUCUCCUCCUCCUAAUGCAAUGCUCAGCAGUGUAGCCAAAGUCGUUCAACCAACUGCUACAGUUUCCAGUGUUCCAGUGUGUGGUCCCAUUUCACCGGGUCAGGGACUUCGAAAUCUUGUAUAUACUCCGAGUGGAUUUUCCCCCGCGGGUACAACCACAGCUGCCAGAGAUCCCUCUUGGUCUUCUCAGGGUCUUCCAGAGUCUUCUUCUUCUCCUCAAGUUGCUGCAACCGGAAAAGCAACUGGUGUGACUCCACAGGUUGGCGCAGCCCGUGUUAACAUGCAACCGAAUGCUGGAGGGAAAGUUUACGGAAACGUUGAAACCUGCAAAAUAAGUUUUUACGCGGGAUCUAAUUCGUCGCCUACUCAACCCCCUCUUAAAAAACCAGCGACCACCGGAAGAGGGUUUCCACCACCCAUUCCUCCCAACAAACCCGUCGUGCCGCCAAAAAAAGACGUUAUCCGAAGAGUUGAAAAUGAAAAGGGUGGUUCCGAUCAAAUGGGAAUAAAAUAUAACGUUAAUUUGCGCGAUAAAGUUCACUGUCCUGAAGUUCACGAGGAAGAAUCAUCGCGACGAGAACCGCAGGAAACAUGCUCUUAG